AUCUAUGUCGUCUGGUUUUCAGGCUUAUAAACACGUGCGUUUCAAACCUCGAGUGAGCCUGGAUUACGAUUAAGAAAAUUUAACUGUUUAAUUCCGUGAAACAUAAUUUGUCGUUAUGGCUAUCGUGGAAGGAGAUUUUCCGCGUGGCGCAAAGGCCAGAGACGAAAAGAGGGAACAUCAUGCACAUGAAAAGAAGAGGAAAGUCGAAAACUUGUUCAAGGGUGCUGCCUCCAAAAAAGUCAACAAGAGAAGGCUAAACCUAAAAAAAAAGCAUUCAAGAAUAAAAAAGGAAAGACAGGAACUUCAAUCGUUGACCACCAAGGAGAAAAAAGUUAUUGAGAAAGAAAAAACAAUGCUUGAGUCUAUAGAACCUUUGACAUUUAAAAUGCUCGCUGAAGGAAUGCAGCUCUUGAGUAGGGUACAAGAAGUCAGAGAAAUGGAUGUACUUCUGAGUCUUCCGGGGAGAAUUCAGGCUGUUGUCCCAAUUACAAAUAUCUCCACACCAUACACUGACUUGCUCAACAUGCUGGCGCAAGGCGAAGAUGUUGAGACAAAAAGUUUGAAAGAAAUCUUAGUGGAAGGAGAGCUUUUUCCUUGCAGUAUUAAGGAAGUCACCAAUGAUGGAUCAUUCAAAGUGACAGCUUCUCUAAAUCCUGUUGAUGUCAAUAGUGAGAUUCCAUCAACAGCGCUCUGCAAAGGAAUGAAAAUAACUGCUGCUGUACAAAGUGUGGAAGAUCAUGGAUACGUUAUGGAUCUGGGUAUAUCGAAUGCCCGCAGCUUUUUACCCAAAGUACCCGAUCAAGAUUAUGCUAUCGGACAAAUUAUAUCAACCUGUGUGACUGGCUGCCAAAUUGAUGGCCAUGUAGCAACUCUGACGCUUUCGACAGUUGAUUCGAUCAAGUUCAAGCAAAACGUGGAACUUAAUCUUUCCACUCUUAUUCCAGCGACAAAACUUACCGUGACUGUGAAUAAGGUCCUACCGCAAGGGUUGGUAGUCACGUUCGGCAAUUUGGUGGGCUACGUCCAUAAAGAUCAUCUUGUUAACGCUAAUGACAACGUAUCAUCUUAUGAAAAGAGUUCCAACUAUACCGCUGUUAUUUUAUAUACACUGCCAUUGAUCAAUGCAGUUUAUCUCAGCCUAAAAUCGUCGCUCGUUAAGCCUGUCAAGGAAAAGAAGGAAAAAGACAUUAUAGUUCCUGGUCAAUUCUUUGAUGCCAUAAUUACCGAAUCAACUGCUGUAGGACUCUUCAUUCAACUAAACAAAACAGCCAAAGGCUUUGUCCCAGUACGGCAUCUCAGUGAUAAUCAAGACAUCUUUGAAGAUACUAGAUCCUUAUUCCCAAUCAAGUCCCGUAAGCGCUGCCGCGUGCUUAAUCAUGCAUCUGUGGAUGACAUUUACAUCUGCACUAUGAAAAAGUCGCUAUUGACGCAAAAAGCUUUACGAUAUGAAGAUUUCACCGUCGGUGAAGUGCUAGAAGGCAAAAUUGAUUCGGUUUCGCCGGCUGGCAUAUCAGUCAAUUUGGGAGUCAAUUUGAAAGGUUUCAUUCCAAAGUUGCAUUGGGCAGAUGAUCCAAGACUUAAAAAGCCAGAACUUAGAUUCCGCGUGGGGAAUACUAUCACCUGUCGAGUUCUGAAGGUAAUGGUCGACCGAAAAAACAUCCAUUUGACUUGCAAGAAAGCGCUGCUCGACGAAACCGUUGUUGCGUAUACCCAUCCGAGCCAGUUGGACAAAAACCUUGGCUUGAAAGGGACGGUGGUCAUGAUAGAGAAUAAUGGUGUUCUCGUUUCCUUCUUCGGUGACCUUACUGGAUAUAUGCCACGGAACAGGCUAUCGAAGAAGGGAAUUUCCGACAUCAGUCGUUAUUUCUAUAUCGGGCAGGUGAUUGAUUGUGUAGUUCACGACAUUCACGAGACUGGAAAAGUUACACUGACUCUUGCCAAGCCAGACACAGAGCAAACAGUCAAACGUGCGGCUCAACCUGUUUCGAACUUGGGAUCCAUUGUCACUUGCAAAGUCGAGCGCGUUUUUGACGCCACCGACGGCGGCAGCAGUGGACUAGAGGUUUCGAUUCCUUCGUUGAAAAGUACAGGUUUUAUUCCAGUUGGACAUUUGUCAGAUUUCCCUAAACUUGCACCGCACCUGCUUCACUGCUAUCGUCCAGGCCAGAUCAUUGAGGAGGCUGUCGUUUGGGUAUGUUCGAAACUUCAAACGGUCUUAACUCUCAAGCCUAUCAUCGUGAAUUACAUCAAAGAAAAUUGCUUCCCCGGAUCCAUCGAAGAAAUGGGAAUGAUCUCGGUGUUUCCCUGCGUUGCCGCAAGGCAAAGAUCAUUUGGCAUUUUUGCGUCGCUUCUGUGUCCACCUAACAAGUUUGAAGUUUUAUUUCCAUCUAGCCAAAUUCCUGAAGAGCUGCAUUCCCUUUCGGAGAAGGAUGUUCAGCACCUAACUAUGGAAGGCCGAGUUAUUAAGGUCGACAAGGAAGCGAAAAAGAUUUCCCUAAGUGCAUUGAAUACCAGUGUCCUGCAAAGUGAUGCUCGUGUGUUGGAAGCGUUUCUACGGGAACGUGAAAGAAUUAGGUCCCACUUAAUGGAGAGCUCAGACGAAGGUUUGAAAUAUCUAGCAAACCUGAAAGUUGGUGACGUGGUGAUAGGAAAAUUGCUAGCAGAUUUCAAAUCAUCCGCCAAUUUGGAAUUUGAAUUACCCAAUGGACUUAAAGCAAUCGUUCCUGCUUAUCAUCAUGCCAAAAAGAUUUCCAAGGCAAACGACUUGAUCGUUGGUUCUGUUUUAUAUUGCGACCUGAUUCUCCGAGUUGUCUACGUCACAACAAAAGAUGACGUCAUUAAACGCAUUACGGGCACUAGCAAAUUGGAGCCCAGGGGCAACAAGCAAAAAGGCAAGAUUCUUUUGAAUACGGACUACUUCAGUUUGGUGUCACUCGUUGAUGGGAAAACCAAAGACAUCGCUUUCAUUUCCAAUAUUAGGAGCAUUAAUGAAACUGUUGCCCCAUUACCUGCCCCCUUCGAACUUGGGGUCGACGUCGAUGUAGCUAUUGACUCUGACACGGAAGUUGGCAAAAUUGCUACGUACCACAAGACGCCCGUAAGUUGGGAUGCAGUUAAUCGUUCUCGUAACAAGCGCGCCUCUUCAUCAGAUGAUGGUCCAAAGAAGAAAAAGGCAAAAAAAGAAAACGCAGCGAAAACUAAUGGAAAAGAGUCACAGGAAAAUGUUGACCCCCCAACUGAAGUCAAAACGAAAAAGACUCAAAACAAGAAAGCGCAAAAACAAUUAUCCGAAUCAAAUGGCACAAAGGAGACUGAAAAAUCAAGCUUAUUAGAAACCGAUAAAUCUACCGGUGAAAAGAAAAGAAAAGGCAAGAAAGAUCUUACAGAACAGAAGGAAGAGACUUCAGAAACUUGCACGAAUGGAGAAUUAAAAGAUAAUCCUUCGUCGGCUAACGAGACAGAAGCAAAGAAGGCAGCAGCAAAAAAGAAAAAAGACGUGCCCGCAAAGAAAGAAACGCCAGUUCCAAAAGGGAAAAGAAGCACGUCUGAAAACAAAGACAAGUGCGCAGAAGAUCAAAAAGAUCUUUCUCCAUCCAAGAAAAGAAGAACGGAAGCGAUUGCCGAGAGUACCACGAAACAGCCGCAGCAAUUCAAUCCUUUAGCAUUGCCGCGAUUAUCGAUUGCUUCGACAUUCAAAUGGGAUGAUGAUAUGACUACUCUGCCACUUUCAACAACUUCACAGGUUGCCGACAGUUCAGAUUCUGAAGAUGAAGACGCAGACAAAGAGAAAGCGGUAAUUAAAGAUCGGCGCGAAAGAGCACGUGAAAAAUUGGAACAAGCCAAACAAGAUGAAGCCAAAUUGUCGAAAAUCGAAGAAGAGUUGAAUAAUCCCGACCGGGCCCCCGUGACGACGGACGACUUCGACCGCAUGGUGCUCUCGUCUCCAAACAGCUCUAUUCUUUGGUUGCAGUACAUGGCCUUCCACUUGGAGAACGCCGAAAUUGAAAAGGCACGGACAGUUGCCCAAAGGGCGCUGAAAAUCAUGAGCUUCCGUGAGGAACAGGAAAAGUUUAACGUCUGGAUCGCUUGGCUCAAUUUGGAGCACAUGUACGGCACGACCGAAGGCUACGAGGCCACUUUACAGGAAGCUCUACGCUAUAACGAGCCGUUUAAAGUGCAUCGUCAGAUGGCUUUGAAUUUCGAACAAAGCGGCAAGUUUGACGAGGCCGAGUCGCUCUACACCACAAUGCUGAAGAAAUACAAGCAGAACAAGUCUGUCUGGAUGAAUGCUUGCCUCUUUUACGUCAGAAAUUCAAAAUUGGACACGGCGCGCGGUGUUUUCCAGAGGGCAUUGUCGAUCCUCGACAAGAAAGAGCAUGUUGACUUGAUUAGCCGGUUUGGUCAACUGGAGAUGAAAUUUGGUCAACUAGGCCGGGGCAAAACGCUCUUUGACACUUUGUUGAUGUCUUACCCGAAGAGGACGGAUCUCUGGUUGGUUUACAUCGAUACGCUCACCAAAGUUGGCGAUGUAGAAAGUGCACGGCAAGUACUUGAACGCUGCAUCACUCUGCAGCUACCUGCCAAAAAGAUGAAGACAAUCUUUCAAAAGUUUCUCGAGUUUGAAACGCAUCACGGUGACGAAGAAAGGCAGGACUAUGUCCGCAAGAAGGCGCUCGACUACGUUGAAUCGAAAACCGAAGUCGCCGACGAAUGAGUGCAAGUGCUCAUCGGAAACACCAAGCAUCUUCUUCUUCACCUCGGUCGUCAUCAUCGCCUCAUUUGCUGACGUGUGGGUUUGUUUUUGUUUUUUUAUUACCUCCUACAUUCUAUCACCAUAAGCCGAGAGUCUUUUUUUUUUUUUGGUGGGUUUCAAUGACUUCAAGGCGAUUCGCCAAUAAAAACAUUGAGCGGUCUGAUCAACAGCCAAAAACUCGGGAAUGAA
Daphnia carinata is the source of this 4942-nucleotide messenger RNA. It is a transcript of the gene Rrp5, whose product is annotated as protein RRP5 homolog. The record is from RefSeq and is a predicted model, not a curated record. The transcript is spliced from 10 exons. Gene Ontology annotation, molecular function: RNA binding; protein binding. NCBI's taxonomy places the organism in Eukaryota, Metazoa, Arthropoda, Branchiopoda, Diplostraca, Daphniidae. The coding region runs from base 116 to 4714 and encodes 1532 amino acids. Gene Ontology annotation, biological process: rRNA processing. Gene Ontology annotation, cellular component: nucleus; nucleolus; small-subunit processome.